This is a messenger RNA of Ipomoea nil (Japanese morning glory), 938 nucleotides long. Its product is annotated as transcription factor PAR1-like. Bases 137 to 598 code for a protein of 153 amino acids. The transcript has a single exon. Lineage: Eukaryota; Viridiplantae; Streptophyta; Magnoliopsida; Solanales; Convolvulaceae. The record is from RefSeq and is a predicted model, not a curated record. Gene Ontology annotation, biological process: regulation of DNA-templated transcription.
GACAUUUCUGGAGCUCCAAAACAAUAAUUUAAUACCGCACCACCACUCCUCGCUCCCUCUAUAACCAUUCUCCUCCUCCUCCGCCCCUUUCAAUUCCCAAUUCCAUCAAUUUCUCUCAUUCGCCAUCACAGCCGCCAUGGUAAGCACCACCACCGGAACCAACAAAACCGCCUGCGAAGAGCCCAGACCCAUACCCGCAUUCCCCACAAAGCACAAGCUCAGCCCCGCCUCCGACCAGCUGCCCGGGAUUAGCAAUGCGCUCGAAGAUUCGUUGUCCGGUUGCCGCCGCGCACGGCUGCCGGAGGUGCACCGCAGGACCCAGUUUAAGAAGGUAGUAGGUAAUUCGAUGAAGGGGAGCGAUAGUAAUGAUGAAGGGGAAGAGGCCGCGGCCGCGGCCGCGGAUGAGAAAGCGGAGGUGGAGAAGAAGAUCUUGGCCCUCCAAAGGAUAGUCCCCGGCGGGGAGUCUCUGGGAGUUGAUAAGCUGUUUGAAGAGACGGCCGGUUACAUACUGGCAUUGCAGUUUCAGGUGAAGGCGUUGAGAGCUGUUACUAGCUUCGUUGAAGGGUCAGAAAAGGAAAAGAGAAAACUCGGUGGCUGAAAUUUUUAAAUAUCAAAACUUCUGGGCGCCCAUCGAAAUCUUUAUGUCUUUUUGAAUGAUCUACGAUCCCACGUAUAGAGUCGGUCCAUCCAAGAAUUUUCUUUGGAUUUUCGGUACAUCUUGUUUUUUUCUUCUUCUUCUUCUUCAUUAAUUACAGACCAUUUUUUUUUUUUUUUUUGAAUUUUGAAUUUGGGAUCUGGGUUUUGGUUAUAUUUUCUUGUUUAUUCAUUAGUUAAUGUGAAUACAGAGUUCAUCGAAGAUGAGAAAAAUAGGGUUAGAGGAUGCACUAUGGUGUUGUAGGAAUGAAUUUCAUAUUUUAUACAUCCUUUUUUCCCCUAAA